AAAAUAUCAUAACACGAGGAAAUAGGGCUUGAUUUUUCUCAUAUCCGGCCGUUCCUCUCUCAGAAUUGUGCAUCUUUAUAUAUAUAUAUAUAUAUAUAUAUCUAUGUACAUAUACCCGCCAUUUUAUUGUGAGAUCAUAAAUAUAGAUUUCAUAGUCGUCUUCUCCCUCCUUGUUCUCAUUCUCCGUGUCGUUUGUCGCUUGUCCUUUCCCUUCCUUUCAACAACCUACCUUUCUCUCUCCUUCAAUUAGUUCAAGUAAUUGCUGAUGAAACUGGAGCACAAGGACGAGGGGAUCGCCGAUGCAGGCAUGAAGAGGUAUAGGAAUGGUGAGAUUUGGGAUUUCGAGCACGAAAUGCCAGUGGCGGAUGGUGCCUCCGGCGUCGUUUUGGGGUUGGAUGGCGGCACAACCUCCACAGUUUGCAUUUGCAUGCCCAUAACCCCCUUUUCCCACCCUCAAAUCGAAUCUCUUCCCAUCCUUGCACGUGCUGUUGCCGGUUGCUCUAAUCACAAUAGCGUCGGAGAAACUGCUGCAAGGGAAACAUUAGAGCAAGUUAUGGCAGACGCACUUUCAAAAUGUGGCUCAAAACGAUCUUCAGUCCGAGCUGUUUGCUUGGCUGUUUCUGGUGUUAACCAUCCAACAGAUCAACAAAGGAUUCUCAAUUGGCUUAGAGAUAUAUUCCCAAGCCAUGUGAGGCUGUAUGUUCAGAAUGAUGCUUUGGCUGCUUUGGCAAGUGGAACAAUGGGCAAACUCCAUGGGUGUGUAUUAAUAGCUGGGACAGGGACCAUUGCAUAUGGAUUCACUAAAGAUGGCGGAGAAGCGAGGGCUGCAGGUGCAGGACCAGUCUUAGGUGACUGGGGCAGUGGAUAUGGAAUAGCCGCACUGGCAUUAACUGCUGUAAUUAAGGCAUAUGAUGGCCGUGGUCCAAGUACAAUGCUAACAAGUAGUAUUCUACAACUUGGUCUUUCUUCCCCUGAAGAAAUAAUUGGGUGGACCUAUGCAGAUCCCUCUUGGGCUCGUAUUGCAGCACUUGUCCCAGUUGUGGUGUCCUGUGCAGAGGCUGGAGAUGAGGUCGCAAAUAAUAUCCUGCUUGAUUCUGUCAAAGAACUGGCUUCAAGUGUGAAAGCUGUUGUAGAGAGACUUGGAUUAUGUGGUGAAGAUGGAAAGGGUACUUUUCCCCUUGUUAUGGUUGGUGGUGUUCUUGAAGCAAACAGGCGGUGGGAUAUAGGAAAAGAAGUCACAAACCACAUCUCUAAACACUUUCCCGGUGUCCAGCCCAUUAGGCCUCAGGUUGAGCCUGCAGUUGGGGCAGCGUGGCUGGCAUGGAAUUCUUUCAUGAAAGAAUAUCACAAAGAAAUAUGCGGAAGCUGAAUGGAUGGAAUGAUGGUUAAGAGAAAAGAAAACAAAAAAAAAGGUGAUGUAAGGUACUCAAUAUUGUUGAUUAAUGUGGUUAACAUUGUCAAAUUUACGCUGAAAUAAACUGGCUUUACAUAUAGUUUAUGUGCCUUGAGUAGUUUCCUUGCACUUGUCAGGCCCGCUUUCAUCCUUCCACACACUCCUUCCUUCCUAUUAUUUUUAGUUAACUUAAACAUUAUAUAUGAUGUAAAUACUUCUUUGUAAUGGAGUAAGCAGGUUCGAGUCUCA
Molecule: messenger RNA, 1642 nt
Organism: Prosopis cineraria
Lineage: Eukaryota; Viridiplantae; Streptophyta; Magnoliopsida; Fabales; Fabaceae
Source: RefSeq, a predicted model, not a curated record